AUGUCUUGGGAGCAGAAUGGAUGUAAGAGGAAGGCCCGCGGAAGUAAGGAGCUAUUGGUGAUCGAUAAUACUAUCACUAAACAGGCAAAGAAGAAGCUAAAGAACAUCACAAUUGCUUGGAUCGAUUACCACAAGGCGUUCGAUUCUGUUCCGCACUCGUGGCUUCUUGAAAUACUCAAGAUUUACAAGGUCAACCCUAAGGUGAUACAUCUCCUGAAGUGCCUAAUGUCAACAUGGCGCACAUCGCUGACAUGGAGCAAUAAAUCAGUAUCCUAUAGAACCUCAGAAAUAAACAUCAAAAGAGGCAUAUUUCAGGGGGAUGGCCUAAGCCCGCCGUGGUUCUGCCUCGCACUGAACCCCCUUAGUAGUAUGCUUAACAGAUCUGCAUACAGUUACUCGAUGGACGCAAGGAACAGAAUCAGUCACUUAUUUUACAUGGACGACCUCAAAUUAUUCACCAGAGGUAGGAAACAGCUGGAGGGGCAGUUAGAACUGGUUAGAAAGUUUAGCGAGGAUAUAGGGAUGACAUUAGGACUAGAAAAGUGUGGCGUGGUCGAUGUGAAACGCGGUAAACUGGCUGAGGAAGAAAAUGUAACGCUUUCCGAUGGACGGACAAUAUCAACACUAGGAAAAGAAGACAGAUACAAAUACCUGGGCGUUCAGCAAACGUUUGAAAUAAGGCAGCCAGAAAACAAGAAAGAAACUGAGACCGAGCUAACGAACAGAGUAACCCGAAUAAUGAAUACACAGCUAUCGGCCAAAAACAAGAUAGAAGCCAUCAACAUCUGGGCGAUCCCAGUAUUUACGUACACAGCUGGCGUAAUCACCUGGUCUAAAACAGACCUAGAAAGACUCGACCGGAAGAUCCGAGCUAUCCUGACACGGAACGGAAUGUUGCACCCGAACUCAGCAAUAGAAAGACUGUACUUACCUCGUAAAGAAGGAGGCCGGGGCCUGGGCAGCCUGGAGGACAUCUACCUGAAAGAAGAGAAAAAAAUGAGAGAGUACUUCAGGAACGGAUACUCACCUAUCCAGCAGUGGGUGGCAGCACAACGUUUCCCAUCCACGCCUCUGGAGGAAGCAGGCACUCAAGAACCUGCUACAGAGGAGCCAUCUGAGAGGAGGAAGCAAAGCUGGCAGGCAAAACCUCUGCACGGAAGGUUCUACGCCAGCUUGCACCAGUCUGAAGUGGACACGCUGAACUCUAACACCUACCUGUCUCAAGGAUACCUAUUCCCCCAAACGGAGGGUACACUCUUGGCAAUACAAGACCAGGUUGUGCCAACACGGGUCUACACUAAGCUAAUAAUGAAGCAGCCAGUGGAAUCUACAAAAUGUAGACUCUGCGACAAAGCCGAGGAGACGGUCCAGCAUUUGUCCUCGGGCUGCUCAACAAUAGCUGGCACAAAAUAUCUAUCCCGCCAUGACAACAUGGGGAAGGUUGUGCAUCAGCUGAUGUGCUUGGAGGAAGGCCUUUUACACCACUUUGUGCCACACCAUAUAUACGCCCCUCAAACGGUUUUAGAGAACGACACCACAAAAAUAUACUGGGACAUGACCAUAAUCACGGAUCAAGGCGCCGAGCACAACAGACCGGACAUGGUGGUAUGGUCCAAGAAGAACAGAACAGCCAUAAUCAUAGACUUCUCAGUCCCACUCGACCAAAACCUAUCUAAGACCUACAGGGAAAAUAUAACAAAAUAUGAGCCGCUGGCAAGACAAAUGAAGAGCAUGUGGCACUUAGAUAAAGUCGAGAUAAAACCCUUAGUCAUCAGCAGCAAUGAGUUGGUCCACCGAAAGACGACAGAGCACCUCCUAGAAAUGAAACUGCCCUCGAACACAAUUCUAUGGAUGCAGAAGGCGGUUAUACUGGGGACGGUCGGCAUCAUACGCCAGGCAAUCUUCCCUCACUGA
Coccinella septempunctata (seven-spotted ladybird) is the source of this 1914-nucleotide messenger RNA. RefSeq lists its product as uncharacterized. The record is from RefSeq and is a predicted model, not a curated record. The transcript has a single exon. The coding region runs from base 1 to 1914 and encodes 637 amino acids. Lineage: Eukaryota; Metazoa; Arthropoda; Insecta; Coleoptera; Coccinellidae.